AUGGAGGUCUAAUAAACUUUGACAGUUUGUGUUACUGGUGCUGCAGGAUAGAUUGCGUACAGUUUCAUCCCUUUGCUUUUGUCUGGUUAAGUUUUUGGAUAGGUUAAAAUCAAUUUGAGAUUAUUGGAUAUUCCAAAGAUGGAAACAGCAUUGAAAGGAGUAGUCAUGGAAAUUGAAGACUGUGCAUAUCCUUUAAUCGGAGAUAUAUAAACUGGUUCAAAUCCUAAAGAGUUAUUCAAAAAUUGUGAUUUGAUUGUGUUUUUGGGAGGAUUUCCCCGUUUACCAGGAAUGGAGAGAAAGGAUUUACUACAAAAAAAUGCCAAUAUUUUCAAAGAAUAAGGAGAAGCUCUUUAGGAAGUAGGAAAGGAUGACGUAAAAUGUGUAGUUGUUGCCAAUCCUGCAAAUACAAAUUGUUUAAUUUUAAGUAGAUACGCAACUAAAAUUCCUCGUUAAAAUUUCACAUGUUUGACUCGUUUGGAUUAGAAUAGAGCAUACGCUUAAGUUGCUUUAGCCUUAAAUAAACCAUUAAAUAGUCUUAAGAAUAUCAUUAUUUGGGGUAAUCAUUCUACUACUCAAUAUCCUUCAAUUGAACAUGCUACAGCUGAUGGAUAAUCUUUUGUUUUACCAGAUUAGGGACAAUUUAUCGAGCGAAUCUAGAAGAGAGGGGCUGAGGUUUUGAAUGCUCGAGGAAAUAGUAGUGUUUUCUCUGCUGCAAAUGCUGUUAAAGAUCAUAUUAAAGAUUGGUUUAAUGGCAGAGAGGAUACUCUAUUAUCACUUGGAGUCCUUUCAAAUGGUGAAUAUGGAGUGUAGAGUGGUUUGUGUUUUUCAUAUCCAAUCAGAUGCCUUGGAGCUUUUAAAUAUGAGAUUGUUGGAAAUUUAGAGUUGAGUGACUUUUCAAAAUAAAAACUCAAGGUGACUGAGGAAGAACUGAUACAAGAAUAGGGUUUGGCAGAAUCAAUUUGAAAAAAAGGAUAUUCUUAAUGAAAAUGAAAUAUUAAAAUAUAAGAUUUACAAAUAAAAUCAUAUGAAUAUAUA
Molecule: messenger RNA, 1035 nt
Organism: Paramecium tetraurelia
Lineage: Eukaryota; Ciliophora; Oligohymenophorea; Peniculida; Parameciidae
Exons: 4
Biological process (GO): tricarboxylic acid cycle; malate metabolic process; oxaloacetate metabolic process
Molecular function (GO): L-malate dehydrogenase (NAD+) activity
Source: RefSeq, a predicted model, not a curated record